ACCACGUGACGCGGGAGGCGCCGGAGGCGGUGGGGCUCACGCGGGCGGAGCGGCCCGGGCGCUGAGUGAGGUGGGGGCUGCUGGGUGAGGUUUCCCAGCGGGUCCCGGUCUCCGCGUGCCCGCGCCCGCCUGCUCGCGCUCGCGAUCCAGGGCGCUGCUGGAAAGGAAUAAUGCUGUCAGCAUGUCUGCACACUCCAUGCUCUGUGAACGAAUCGCCAUAGCCAAGGAACUGAUUAAGAGAGCAGAAUCACUUUCAAGAUCAAGAAAAGGUGGUAUAGAAGGUGGCGCAAAGCUGUGCAGCAAAUUGAAGGCAGAAUUAAAAUUCUUACAGAAAGUAGAAGCUGGGAAAGUAGCUAUUAAAGAAUCCCAUUUGCAAAGCACAAAUCUAACACAUCUGAGAGCUAUUGUGGAAUCAGCAGAAAAUCUGGAAGAAGUUGUUAGUGUUCUCCAUGUCUUUGGUUACACAGAUACCUUGGGAGAAAAGCAGACGCUGGUAGUGGAUGUAGUUGCAAAUGGUGGUCAUACUUGGGUGAAAGCCAUUGGCCGGAAGGCUGAAGCACUGCAUAACAUCUGGCUGGGCAGGGGCCAGUAUGGGGACAAAAGCAUCAUUGAGCAGGCUGAAGACUUUCUCCAGGCCAGUCUCCAGCAGCCAGUGCAGUAUAGCAACCCUCACAUCAUCUUUGCAUUUUACAACAGUGUCUCAAGCCCCAUGGCAGAGAAACUGAAAGAAAUGGGCAUAUCUGUGAGAGGAGACAUAGUAGCAGUCAACUCUCUGUUAGAUCACCCUGAGGAGCUCCAACUAAGUGAGAGUGAAUCCGAUGAUGAGGGCCCGGAACUUCUGCAGGUGACCAGAGUAGACCGGCAAAAUAUACUAGCAAGUGUUGCAUUUCCAACAGAGAUUAAGGUCGAUGUGUGUAAAAGAGUAAAUCUGGACAUUACUACUUUAAUCACAUAUGUAUCUGCCCUCAGCUAUGGAGGCUGCCGCUUUAUCUUCAAAGAAAAAGUGCUCACAGAACAAGCAGAGCAAGAGAGGAAAGAGCAGGUUCUACCUCAGCUGGAGGCAUUCAUGAAGGACAAGGAGUUGUUUGCUUGUGAAUCUGCUGUCAAGGAUUUUCAGUCUAUUCUAGAUACUUUAGGAGGACCUGGGGAGAGAGAGAGAGCCACUAUGCUCAUUAAGCGAAUUAACGUGGUACCAGACCAGCCUUCUGAGCGUGCCUUGAGACUAGUGGCAAGUUCAAAAAUUAAUAGCCGUUCGUUAACAAUUUUUGGGACAGGAGACACCCUAAAAGCCAUCACAAUGACUGCCAACAGUGGUUUUGUUAGGGCUGCAAACAACCAAGGUGUUAAAUUUAGUGUGUUUAUCCAUCAGCCCAGAGCACUUACUGAGAGUAAAGAGGCUCUGGCAACCCCCUUACCAAACAACUACACAAAUGUCGACAGUGAACACUAAUGGUAUCCUUUAAAUAUUGUCAUGGAUAUAAGUUAUUUAUACCAAAGGCUGGGUCUUCUCAUCUAAAUUGCAGCAGGGGAGGUCUAUAGUAAAAAGAAUACUUAGAACUCAAACCAGUAAAAAAAAAUUUGUGUGUCUCAUCUGUAUUUAAAGUAUAUAAUCACCUAAAGUAGAAAAAACACAAGAAACAACCUUAUUUAUCAACUGUCUACAUUAUAGAAAUUAAGAACAAACACACCUAUAUAAAGCUUUUAGCUGUCUCGUAAUACUUCUGUUUGAUUCAGUAGGGCUGCAACUUCCCUACUAGUAAUCACAUCUCAUGGAAUAUGGCCACACUGCAUCUGCAUUCAUUAAAUAUCUAGAGAAAACUCUGA
This is a messenger RNA of Sciurus carolinensis (gray squirrel), 1824 nucleotides long. It is a transcript of the gene C8H7orf25, whose product is annotated as chromosome 8 C7orf25 homolog. The record is from RefSeq and is a predicted model, not a curated record. NCBI's taxonomy places the organism in Eukaryota, Metazoa, Chordata, Mammalia, Rodentia, Sciuridae. The transcript has 2 exons. Bases 182 to 1450 code for a protein of 422 amino acids.